Vollenhovia emeryi is the source of this 815-nucleotide messenger RNA. RefSeq names its product peptidyl-prolyl cis-trans isomerase-like 3. The transcript has 4 exons. The coding region runs from base 195 to 680 and encodes 161 amino acids. Lineage: Eukaryota; Metazoa; Arthropoda; Insecta; Hymenoptera; Formicidae. Gene Ontology annotation, biological process: protein peptidyl-prolyl isomerization; protein folding. The record is from RefSeq and is a predicted model, not a curated record. Gene Ontology annotation, molecular function: peptidyl-prolyl cis-trans isomerase activity. Gene Ontology annotation, cellular component: catalytic step 2 spliceosome.
AGGUUUAGCUGCACUUUCUGCACCUCCCCGCGGCCCCGCGGUUAGUACGCGUCAACGUUCUCGAACGCGGAAACGUCGGAGCCCGGGCAGGAUUCGUUUUGCCGUCGCGCGUGAUCUCGAAAUUAACGGACUCGACUUAGACUAGAUCCCUCGGCUCGGACACACGACGCACAUCGUGAAGGAAAGAAACAAAAAUGAGCGUAACGUUGCACACGGACGUCGGCGACAUCAAGAUCGAACUGUUCUGCGAGAUGUGCCCGAAAACGUGCGAGAAUUUCCUCGCACUCUGCGCCAGCGAGUACUAUGACAAUUGCCUAUUCCACCGGAACAUAAAGGGCUUCAUCGUCCAAACCGGUGACCCCAGCAACACGGGUAAAGGUGGAACGUCCAUAUGGAAUCGCAAGUUCGAGGAUGAAUUUAAGGAGGAGCUCAAGCAUAACACGAGGGGCCUUGUAUCUAUGGCUAACAACGGCCCUAACACGAACGGCAGUCAAUUUUUCAUAACUUACGCGCCUCAGUCGCACCUAGACCUCAAGUAUACCUUGUUUGGGAAGGUCAUCGACGGCCUGGAAACCUUGGAGCAACUGGAGAAACUACCGGUGAAUCCUAAGAAUUACAAACCGCUCGCAGAAAUCAGGAUAAACAACGUAAGCGUACACGCUAAUCCAUUAGCGGGAUAGGCUGUCCCGAGUAACGGAACACUCGAUACCGUUCGUGACAAUAACACAAGUAAUUUAUACCAUUUCUUUUUAUGUAUGUAAAAAAAAUGUAUAAAAUGUUUGCGAUCGUUGAGACACAAGGGGUAAACCGCUGAC